GACACUUCUGUGAUGUAUGAAUCUUCUGCUGUUCUGUGUGUUUACAAGGCAACUCCUCUUCUUGAACAUUCCAGCUUUUCACAGAAGUGAUUUUCCUGGUAGCCAUUUUGUUUUCGAGACUAGUAGGCUUGUACAUUAAACCAUCAAAAUGUCUGACACAGAAGAAGCCCCCUCACAUGAAGAAACUCAAGAAUUUGAGACUCGCAGAGCCCCACCUGAAAAUGAAGCUAAGCUAGCUAUGGAGGAAGCAAAGGUCAGGAAAGCUGAAAGAAUCCAACAGGAAAUCGCAGAAUUUGAAGAACAAAGAAAAGAAGAAAAAGCAAAGGAAGAGGAAGAGUUGCAACAAUUACGGGAAAGAAGGGAACAAAGAAAAAUAGAGCGAGCAGAAGAGGAAGAAAGAUUAACUAAACUUAGAAUGGAAGAAGAUGUUAGAAGAAGACAGGAAGAAAGAGAAAGACAAGCAAGAAAGUUGGAAGAAGAACAGAAAAGAAAAGAAGAGCGAGAGAGAAGAAGGAAAGAACAAGAAGAUAGAUUGAAAUUAUGCAGACGGCCAAAUUUUGUUAUCACAAAGAAAGCUGAUGGUGGAGAAGAAGAGAGAAGACGAAAGGCUGAACAGAAGGCAGAGGACUUGCAGAAAUCUAAGGAACAAUUAGAAGAGGAAAAACGUGCCAUUUUAGCUCAAAGAAUUCAGGAAUUAAAACUUGAUGGACUCAAAUCUGAUGGCUUGAUUCAAAAAGCUAAAGAACUUCACGAACACCUUCACAAAUUAAUGGGUGAACAAUAUGACUUAGAAGAUAAAUUCAAACGUCAACAAUAUGAUAUGAUAGAAUUAACUGAGAGAGCUAGAUCAAUGAACAAAGGAAGAGGCAACAGAAGUACAAUGGGAGUUAAGAUAGAUGAAUCAUUUGACAGACUUGCAGAUAAAUUUAUUAAUGCUCCACCAAAAAUACAGAUCUGUAGUAAAUAUGAAAGACAUACAGACAAUAGAAGUUACGGAGACAGAAUGCAACUGUUUGAAGAAUUUUCAAAACCCAAACCCCCACCAGAAAUCAUUAGACAUGGUAAAGGUGGUCAGACGUCAGGUGCUGAAGAUGGGGAGGAAGGAGGAGAAGAGGAGUAAAAUUAAUUGUCAUGUCCAUGACCUCAGCCUAGGGUCAAAGAUAUAUUCAUUUCCUAUAGAUUCCUUGGAACGGCUAAUAAAGACAGAAUUGGGGAUAAAGACAAUUUGAUAUGAAUUUAUAAUCUUUUUCUAGCAUUGAAUAUUUAUUGCAAACUUCUAUUUAUUUAUUUAUAUGACACUGUAGUUGUUACAAGUAAGCAUUAAAAUUCAUUGCUAGAGUUUCGUUAAUUUUCAGUAUUUAUUAAAAAUGAUAUCCUUUUAAAGGAAUUAAUUUAUUUAAUCUAAUGUAUUUAAUUAGAAGAACUCUUGCCCUAGGCACUUUCUUGUAAAUAGCUUGUCAAUAUUCUUUUUUAUUAUUUCCUAAUUUAAAAUAAAUUUGUUAAAUUUGAAAUUUUGUGCAAUAGACAAUUUAUAACGUUUCUUAUCUAUUUUCUUUUCAACAGAGAAAUGUUAUAAAAUGAAGUCCAUUAUACCAAUUGUGAUCAUUUUUGUCAUCGUAAAUGUGUGUUUUGGCAGGCCUGUCGCAACACCUAUUUCAAUGUCCUUAUUUUGUGUGAUACAUCUUGGAUAGUCUUAUGUUAGAGAAAUAUUCAUAAUAAAAAGCUUUGACUAUCCUUGA
Mytilus californianus (California mussel) is the source of this 1739-nucleotide messenger RNA. Its product is annotated as troponin T, skeletal muscle-like. Gene Ontology annotation, cellular component: troponin complex. The coding region runs from base 149 to 1120 and encodes 323 amino acids. Gene Ontology annotation, molecular function: tropomyosin binding. The transcript has 15 exons. The record is from RefSeq and is a predicted model, not a curated record. NCBI's taxonomy places the organism in Eukaryota, Metazoa, Mollusca, Bivalvia, Mytilida, Mytilidae. Gene Ontology annotation, biological process: sarcomere organization; muscle contraction; regulation of muscle contraction.